AUGGCUGAGCCGGAGCUGAAAUCACGGAACAGUCGGGAGAGCAUUACCAAGUCGAUGAGUCAGGAGAAGAUAGGGGCAGCUGAGACUGUGCCAGAUGAGGAUGGUUCGACUACUCCUGCUCCAGCUGCCACCACCCCCACUGAGGGCUUGCCUGCCAAAGGGGACAAAAUUGAGCUCAAACGCAGCAUCACCCUCUUUAAUGGUGUGGGGAUGAUCAUUGGCACCAUCAUCGGCUCAGGCAUUUUCAUCACACCCACUGGAGUGGUCCGAGAGACGGGCUCAGCUGGGCUGUCCCUCAUUGUAUGGUCCAUCUGUGGAGUGAUAUCCACCAUGGGCGCCCUGUGCUAUGCAGAGCUGGGCACCACCAUCACCAAGUCAGGGGGUGACUACACGUACAUCCUGGAGAUAUAUGGAGAGCUGGCGGCCUUUUUGAAGUUGUGGGUGGAGAUGCUCAUCAUCCGUCCAUCUUCUCAGUAUGUGGUGUCACUGGUGUUUGCCACCUACCUGCUGAAACCACUCUAUCCACACUGUGAUGUGCCUGACAGUGCCGCCAAGCUCAUCGCCUGCCUGUGUCUUACUUCCCUGACAUUCAUCAACUGUAUCAGUGUGAGAGCUGCUACCAAGGUGCAAGACCUGUUCACGGCAUCCAAAUUGCUGGCCCUGGUCAUCAUCAUCCUCUUCGGCUUCAUCCAGAUUGCCACAGGUGAUGUGCCAUACCUGACACCAGAGCUGGCAUUUGAAGGCAGCAAACUGGAGGUUGGCAGCAUUGUCUUGGCUUUGUACAGCGGCCUCUUUGCUUUUGGAGGCUGGAAUUAUCUGAAUUAUGUGACAGAAGAGAUGAUCAAUCCAGAGAGGAACCUGCCCCUGUCAAUUAUCAUCUCCAUGCCAAUAGUGACGGUGGUGUACGUUCUGACCAACUUGGCCUAUUUCACCACCAUCCCUCCCCAGGUCAUGAUCGAGUCGGAAGCUGUUGCCGUGAUUUUUGGGGAGUACCACCUUGGUGUGAUGUCAUGGUUGAUUCCCGUGUUUGUGGGGCUGUCCUGCUUUGGAGCCGUCAACGGAUCCCUUUUCACCUCAGCACGGUUGUUCUAUGCUGGAGCUCGAGAGGGUCAGCUCCCUGCUGCUCUGGGAUUGGUCCAUACAGACCUCUUCACCCCUGUUCCCUCCCUCAUCUUCACUUGUCUCCUGUCCAUGAUGUACGCCAUCUCUAAGGACGUCUUCUCCGUCAUCAAUCUCUUCAGCUUCUUCACCUGGCUGUGUGUGGGUAUGGCUAUUGCUGGUAUGCUCUGGUUGCGCUGGACCAAGCCUGAACUCAAGAGGCCCAUCAAGGUGUUUGUGUUCAUCCCUGUGAUUUUUGUGGUGGGCUGCGUCUUCAUGAUUUUGGUGUCCUUCUGGGCAGCUCCCUUUGAAUGCCUGGUUGGCAGCAGCAUCAUUCUCACAGGCAUCCCAGCCUAUCUGCUGGGCUACAAGUGGAAGAAGCCCCACACGGUGAAGAAGAUGCUGGAAAUCUUCACCAUGUUCUGCCAGAAGAUCUUUAUGUCGGUUCCUGAGGAGAGGGAGCAGCAUGAGGCGUCAGACUAA
This is a messenger RNA of Lampris incognitus (smalleye Pacific opah), 1581 nucleotides long. RefSeq names its product large neutral amino acids transporter small subunit 1-like. Gene Ontology annotation, molecular function: neutral L-amino acid transmembrane transporter activity; L-amino acid transmembrane transporter activity. The record is from RefSeq and is a predicted model, not a curated record. Gene Ontology annotation, cellular component: membrane. The transcript is spliced from 11 exons. NCBI's taxonomy places the organism in Eukaryota, Metazoa, Chordata, Actinopteri, Lampriformes, Lampridae. Gene Ontology annotation, biological process: neutral amino acid transport; amino acid transmembrane transport. The coding region runs from base 1 to 1581 and encodes 526 amino acids.